Messenger RNA from Sarcophilus harrisii (Tasmanian devil), 4937 nucleotides. It is a transcript of the gene TMEM164, whose product is annotated as transmembrane protein 164. The record is from RefSeq and is a predicted model, not a curated record. NCBI's taxonomy places the organism in Eukaryota, Metazoa, Chordata, Mammalia, Dasyuromorphia, Dasyuridae. Bases 486 to 1373 code for a protein of 295 amino acids. The transcript is spliced from 7 exons.
CACACCAAUUAUCCCUUGAUUGUCUGAUCGCAAUAGGCAAGUUGCUCAGGACAAUUUAGGAACGAUCACAAGAUCGGGGAUUCGGAGCUGCCGGAGGGUGGGGGGCCUCGGAGGCGGCAGAGCCCACUCUCGUCCCGCAUCCGAGCCCACUCUCGUUCCGCCUCGGAUUUCGGAGCAAACAGGCCCGGGGGCGAAGCGGUUUGCCUCGGGUCGCACAGGUCGCUCAGGGCUCGGAGGCGUCGCUCGCUCCCACGGGUGGGACCCGGAGCUCGAGCUUUGGAGGAGGGGGCUCUGGAGCGGCCGGAAGCCCCCGGGCCCGUAGCCUGAAGUCUCCCAUGCGUCCCUUGGCUCGGGCGCCCCAGUGACUCGAGGGGAGGGGUCGCCCCUCUUUCUAUGUGACGUCCGGCCAGCUGCCGAGCCUCCCGGUUCCAGCCUAUUCCCUUUCGCUCCCGGCCGGUCAAGCAGAAGUAGCCUGGAAGAAGACCAUGGCCAGGUACAGCCAGCAGAGCCUCCUGGACUGGCUCUACGGGGGCGUGGACCCCAGCUUUGAAGGCAACGGGGGCCCCGACUGCGCCGCGUUCCUCUCGUGGAAGCAGCGGCUGCUGGAGAGCGGGGCCUUCCUGGCCCUGGCCGUGCUGGAGAUCCUAGUGGCCCUGUGGCAUCUCCUGUGGAAGCCCAAGGAGGACAGGGGAGGUCGAGGGGCAGGCCCCCGGCCCCCGCCGCCGCCGCCGCAGGCCAAGGAGAGCCUCUUCAAGAACCUGCUCCUCGUGGCCCUGUGCCUGACCUUCGGCGUGGAAGUGGGCUUCAAGUUCGCCACCAAGACCGUCAUCUAUCUGCUCAACCCCUGCCACCUGGUCACCAUGAUGCACAUCUUCCUCCUGGCCUGUCCUCCCUGCCCGGGCGUUGUGGUCAUCUUCAGGCUACAAAUGCACAUGUUGAAUGGGGCGCUACUUGCAUUGCUUUUUCCCGUGGUGAACACUCGCCUGCUGCCCUUGGAGUUGGAAGUUUACUAUGUUCAACACAUCAUGCUCUAUGUGGUACCUGUCUAUCUGCUGUGGAAAGGAGGCGUCUACACCCCUGAGCCGCUUUCCAACUUUUGGUGGGCCCUCCUGGCGACCGGUCUAAUGUUCUUCUAUCACUUCAGCAUCCUGCAGUUCCUGGGCCUGGCCACUGAAGUGAACCUGAACAACAUGCUGUGUCCGGCCGUUUCUGAUCCGUUCUACGGUCCCUGGUACCGGAUCUGGGCUUCGGGGCACCAGACCCUCAUGACUAUGACCCACGGCAAGCUGAUCAUUCUGCUGGCCUCCACCGCCAGGCCCAUGUUCAAGUACCUGGUGGAUUUGCUCCGCCUUCCGACCAAGAAGAUCGACUGAAACUUGCUCUCCAGCCCCGGAGAACGCUCCUUUCUUGACGCCGUCAGGAAGGGAGGAUUGUGUGUGUCGUGUUUCUUUCUCUUUCCGUCCCCUCGCUCUCUCCCACGGCUCGGGCUGCCUGAGCCUAACGCUGGGACUCCUGGGCCAUUUCUCUCCCACCCCCACCCCCAUCCUGGUGGCCUUAGCUGGGGAGGCGGCAGCUGAUCUCUCUUCUCUCCAUGCAGGUGCUUUAGUGACAGCUCUUUGAGAAAGGAAGGUGCUACAGCAGCAAAACCAUGAGAACUUGUUUCCACUGCCAGGGACACCGGGCCCGUCCUAUUGUCAGCACAGCCCCCGCGCUGGGAUCAUACCUCAUUUCAGUACCAGCAGUGAGCCCGAGCUGGGGGGUGGGGGGUCGGGUUCCCUAAAUCACGGCCAAAGUGGGCUCUGGGCCAGCCCGGGACCACCUAUUCUUGAGUUCUAAAUUUCUGUUGGGGGUGGGGGUGGGGGGCACAGGGGAAAGGAGCACACAGAGUUGGGUUUUUCCCGGGGGCAAGGGGGGGAGGGUUGAGUUCCCUAAAUCACAGCCAAAAUAGGCCCUGGGCCAGCCUGGCCCAGAACUUCUGAGUUCUAAAUUUCUGUUAGGGGAGGGGGGUGGGGGGCACAGGGAAAAUGAAAACAGAGUUGGGUUUUUCGGGGGGGGGGGGUUAGGGAGCAGUAUCAUUUCUCUAGGGCUCAGUUAUUCUCUGUAGAAUUAUGGGAUUGGACUAGAAUACCUUCAAGGCCCCUUCUCAAUGUUGAUUUUUUGGUCCGAUGUGGGACUCUGGGCAAGUCACUUCCUGUUCGGGGGCCUGUUUUCGCCUUUGAAAAAAGAAGGGCAGGGCGGGCGGGAGGGAAGUUGCCCUCCGAGGCCCCUUCCAGCUUGGGAGUUAGCGUCCCAGGCUACCAUCUCCAACUAGCAGCUGGGAAAGCUCCGAAGGGCGGCGACCUCCACAUAAACACUCUGAACGGCCCGGGCUUCUUGUGCCACAGAAUCUCAAGAGUAGAAAGGAUGACGUGGUCUCCCGACCCCGGGGCUUUGGGCAUCCAUCAGCGGAGGCCUUUUGCUUUGAACAAGUGACUAAUCCAGGGAAGAGGGAGUCCGAAGGUUUCUGUGAUGGCCCGUGGGCCAGUGGAGAGAGUGCUAGACUUCCUGUGGGAAGUUUGAAGGGUCUCGAUCGGGCCUCAGCUACUGGGAGGACUCUGAGCAAGUCAUUUCAUCUCUGUUUCCUUAUCUCGAAAAUGAGGAUCCCCUAGCACCUGCCUCCCAGAGUGGAGGCUAAAAUGUGAAAAUAUAAGGAGAAUACGAGCGAAACACGGGCCAUAGUUAGCAAUAAUAUGGCCAGCAUCGGGAGCACCCUGGUUAUUCUGUAAGCCGCCCCCUCAGCCAGCCAGGGUGAUUGGGAGGUGAAGCCUCAUCUUUGGCCAAUGGGGCUUGUCCGGACCAUCCCCACGCCCCCGGGCCUGGGGCUGCGAUUGGCCAGAGCUGCCGGGGGAGGUCACUCACCUCCCUCCCGUGCGUGUGGUCACGAGACUUGAAAGAUGUAUAGGCCACAGAUGUAUCUCAGGAAAGAAGGUCUCGAUUGAACUUUCUGUGAGUCCCUGUUCAUCCGAAAUGAUUUAGUUAGCAAAGGGGAAGGCCCUGGAAGGGCUCCUCCUUCAGGGCGUUCCCCUGUAGCCUAUCCUAGUUCUAGUGUGUUUACCAUUAUCUGUAUUAAUGACAGAGGAAGCAUUAGUAAUGGAGGGGAAGCUUGACUUGAAGCACAUCCUUCUAGGCAGAGAGCGCACUUUUAGUGCAGAAAAAUGCAUUCUGGGUGAGCAGCCGAGGUCUGGGAUGCCCGGGUGCCUCCUCGUGGCGUCUCCCCCAGCUUUCUUGACAGUGCCAAGAUAUCUCCCUAGCCCUCGUGGCCAAAUUUCCACGUGCCACUUGACGGUCCUUGCUCCUCAACCUGCGGGGGAAGCGGGUACGGGUGGAAGGGGAGACUGCUUCCUUUUGAGCAGUGAGGACCAGGGCCAAGCCCCCCCCCCCAGGCACUCUGAGCCACAGUUGGCGGUAUAUGAGAAGCACCCUUUGUUGGAGGAGGCGGGUACGGGGUCGAGCAACUCAGCGGCGACUGCACGGGUCUCUCCCCACCCACCUCCUUUCCCAUCUCACACCUCCUGCGGCGGCUAGAUCAAGGACCUUAGUGAGACCGAGCUCUUCUAUCAGACACGUUGGAAUCACGUUGGCUGUUGCCAAAGCUGGGGUUUGACUUAGCUUUGAGAAUCCUGGGAUUGAGAAACUGGGGCCUUCCCUGCGAUUAGGGUGAUCCAUAGUCAGCCCCGCACUGCACGUGAGCUGGUUUGCUCACUCAAGGUCUCUUAUACCCCCUUGAAAUUUAAAUUCUCCCCUGUCUCCCUUCCCCCUUUAAGAGUUGAUGAUUUUCAGAUUUUUUUUUCCCAAAGGAGGUGAAGGGAUGGUAGUGUUGCAUAGUGGGCAGCGUUAGGUCGACCUGGGCACAAGGCACAUCUCUGAUAUGACAUGGCUGUGAGACUCUGGAUCAGUCACUUCUUUCUGUGCUCCAAGGCUAUAAGUUGAUCUGGGAAAAACCAAACCAGAAUGAUGAUCCUUAGCAGGUAGAGUGUACGUGGGAGAGGUGCCAGAUUGGGAGGCUGAGGCUUUGCCACUUACUCUUUGGGACCUGUGGCAAAGCAUUUUGCUUCUUGAAGCCCAAACUGUGCCCUAAGACUCCUAAGUUGUAGAGUGGGCGUCAAGCCGAAUGGACAGAUUUCCCUCCUGGGAAAUCCCGGGUGGAUUUGCCGCCCAAGCCAAAUCUGGUAUGGGCCACAAAAUCGGGAGGCAGGAUGGCACUGGGUAAGGCAUGAGAGGAGGCCUGGCCUCGCUGGGUCCGGCACAGCCCCUCCGUCCAUCCUCUGAAGCCCAAGGUCCCAGAUAGGAAGGGAAUGCCCGCUCCCACCGGCUCUUCUUGGCAGUGGUACGGUCCCACACGCAGGCCUGCUGCUCGUGGCUCGGCCGGGGUCGUCACGGACCGAGCUCUUGGGCAAAAGCUCGCUCUCCGUUUUGUUCUGUUUCCCCGCACCCCGCUUUCCUUUACCGAAUGUGAGAAUGAGUGGGGCAACUGGCAUGGGGAGAGACCCGCUCGCUCUUCCCAGUCCGAGCCGGAGGCAGGGCUCCAUGCACGGGCUGGGUGGCCACAACCAGUACCGCCUCUUCAGUAGUCCUCCCGGUAUUUUGGAAGCCGUGGGACUAGCAACCGGCAUCGGCCACGCCGGGCCGGCCCUCGCCGCCUCCCUCCAGCCCUUCCUUCGCCCCUCCUCUGGAACCUCAGUUACUGUUACUAUUGCCGUUGUCGUUGGAAAUGUUUUCGUAAAAGUGUUUUAAGUUUCAUAACCUUGGACCCCGCUUAGGUCAUUCUUUUGGAGUCAUUAGACUUGUAGCCUUGGCUAUUUCUGUUUCCGAAGCUCCCUGAGUAAGGUGGGGCCUUCACUAGGGGACCUAUUGUGCAAAUGUUUUGUAGGGUGACAUCAUUAAAAGAUUUAUGAGAA